This is a messenger RNA of Malurus melanocephalus (red-backed fairy wren), 283 nucleotides long. Its product is annotated as histone-lysine N-methyltransferase EHMT2-like. The record is from RefSeq and is a predicted model, not a curated record. The coding region runs from base 32 to 262 and encodes 76 amino acids. Gene Ontology annotation, cellular component: nucleus. Gene Ontology annotation, molecular function: p53 binding; histone methyltransferase activity; zinc ion binding. The transcript is spliced from 3 exons. NCBI's taxonomy places the organism in Eukaryota, Metazoa, Chordata, Aves, Passeriformes, Maluridae.
GCAUUUUUGGGUUCUGGGUCAGAGCUCCACCAUGAACAUCGAUCACAACAUCACCCACCUGCAGCACUGCACCUGUCAGGACGAUUGCUCCUCAUCCAAUUGUUUGUGUGGGCAGCUCAGCAUCCGCUGCUGGUACGACAAGGAUGGGCGAUUGCUGCAGGAAUUCAACAAAAUCGAGCCCCCCCUGAUCUUCGAGUGCAACCAGGCCUGCAGCUGCUGGAGGAGCUGCAAAAACCGGGUGGUGCAGAGUGGCAUCAAGUGAGCCCUAAAAACACCCCAAAUC